UACGCGUUCGUCUAACACGUGCGACCACUGUUCUUCGCGCAGUGACCGUUGUGCGCGCGGCGUCUUUGGCUUCUCCACUUUCGUUCGGCACGCAUACUCGAAAAGGGUCCGUCUACACGUCCGCUAACGAGAAUCCUUUAAUAUCAAGUCGAUCGCCAUGGCAGAGGAGUAUCUCUAUGGAAUCACCCUCGAAGGACUCAAUUGCAGCGAGGUAUGGGAUCCUGAACACAAGAACGACGACGCAGACGGCACGAACCAACAUUUCGGAGCCGAUCAGAAGCUUAUCAUAAAAAUGGCACUUUUAGGUCCAGAAGCUAAACCUGGAGAGCUUAACGUACUACAGGUUGAAGCAAUGGGGUUAAAGGGACCAAUUAAAACACCAAUAGCUUUGCUGGAAAUAGGAAAAACAGCGCAAAUUAUUCUGGAUCUCAGUUUUCCCGACCCACCCGUUACAUUUACGUUGGUUAAAGGAAGCGGUCCUGUUCAUAUAGUAGGGCAUAACCUUCUUGGUACACACAUGGAAGAGUUUGACGAUAUGGAUGAUGAGAUGGAGGAAGAGAACAUCGACGAUGACGAUGACGAUAAGGAACCAGACGACGAGGAAGACGACGAUGACGAACCCAAGAAGAAGAAUGCCAAAUUAACAACUGCAGCCAAAUACAAAAAUCAAGCUAAUAAGAACAAGAAAAAAUAAGCACGAGCCUUAAUACUACGGAAACACAAAAAAACUUUUAAGUUAGGCUAAUAAGCGUAAGUCCAUCAUUAUCAUCCGCAUUUUUGCGAAUCUAGUAUCGUUUCAUCAGAUUAUCAGACGACAUACGUCGCAUUUCACGUUUCUACGACACGACUGGACCAACGAAUUAUCAUAAAUGUUAAUCGUCAGGUUUUAUUGAUUCAUGGGACAGUAACGUUAUAACUGAUUGACAUAAUAUUUAACACAGAACGAGAUCGGCUUAAUAGUCGUUUUCGCGUGGUCUGUUUUAGCUGUACAUUUCUCGAAAUGCCUUGGAGGAAUGACCCCUAAAGCGGUAUUAGAUGAACUCUACGGAUAUUAAAAAUGUGAAUCGAAAAUUAUUUUUUUGACAAAAUUUUAUGGAGUUGAAAAGUUCAAAGGGCAUUCUUCCGAGAGCUGAUCGUAUACAAGGACUUGUUUUCAUCUUGUUGCAAUAGAGUCGACAGGGAAUCGAGGUUAGAAUAAACGCGGAAGUCCGUUGGCUAAAACGCGAGUAAUUGUUUUGGUCCAGUUGUUGUCGGUAAAAGCAGUGGAAAGCGCGGAUGGACCUACAGUGGAAGUGUAUUCGUAUUGUUUCCUUUUUGUCUUCUCCGAUGCCGUGUUCACACAUCGACACUUCCAGUGAUAUACGAAGGUACACUAUUCUAAUGUAGCUAUGUAAACGCGAUUCAA
Messenger RNA from Colletes gigas, 1405 nucleotides. RefSeq names its product nucleoplasmin-like protein. NCBI's taxonomy places the organism in Eukaryota, Metazoa, Arthropoda, Insecta, Hymenoptera, Colletidae. Bases 158 to 694 code for a protein of 178 amino acids. The record is from RefSeq and is a predicted model, not a curated record. Gene Ontology annotation, biological process: chromatin remodeling. Gene Ontology annotation, molecular function: RNA binding; chromatin binding; histone binding. Gene Ontology annotation, cellular component: nucleoplasm; nucleolus; cytoplasm. The transcript is spliced from 5 exons.